GAUUUUCUGGCACUGAAGCGCUUGCUUGUCUUCGGCACUCGUUGACUCUACACAAAUAUGGACUGGACCCAUGCUGCUGGAUAUCCAUUCACAGAUUGGUGAAUCCAGCUUAUUAUAAACACGACCAUGGAUGAAUUCGCUCCAUUAGAUUGCCUUUUGCCUUCAGGAAAACAGAAGAUUUGCUUGGUUAUCCUAAAUCAGCCGAUAGAUGAGCGGUACUUUCAUGUGUUGUGGAGUAAAGCCAAGAUCCGAGCAUGUGCAGAUGGAGGUGCCAAUCAUCUGUACCGGCUCACGGAGGGUCGUCGCGAGAGUUUUCUCCCAGACUACAUAAAUGGAGACUUUGAUUCAAUCCUGCCAGAGGUCAAGGCAUUUUACACACAAAAGAAGUGCAAGCUAAUGGAAACUCCAGACCAGGAUCUGACAGACUUCACUAAGUGCUUGGCCAUAAUGGUGGAGGAGAUCAAAGCACAGAAAUUGCAGAUAGAUACCAUUGUAACCCUGGGUGGUCUUGGAGGCCGCUUUGACCAGACCAUGGCCACGUUGGAGACCUUGUUUCAUGCCCAGAAGAUGACCGACCUGCCUGUGGUGGUUCUACAAGAACGUUCUCUUGCUGUCCUCCUCCAAGAGGGCAGACAGCACCAUCUGAACGUGAAUACUGGCUUGGAAGGAAAAUGGUGUAGUCUGGUUCCUGUGGGCAGCACUUGUCUAACCACCACUUCUGGGCUUAAAUGGAACUUGGACAAUCAAGUUUUGGCUUUUGGACAGCUUGUAAGCACAUCCAACACUUACGAGGACCACGACCCCAAAGGAGACAGAAAACCUGUAACGGUCACCACAGACAAGCCACUUUUAUGGAGCAUGGGAAUUAAACCACUGUGAACAAAGCACUAAGCCUUUAAAAUGUGCCUUUUCCUCGUCACCAACAGCCUAUUAUUAAUGAAGACAAUGAAUGGUGUAACCUUUGAUUUAUUAACACAGCCAAAUAUAAAUGUUAACACGCACACAAAAACAUGAUUUUUACAAAAUUUCUGCAUUCAGUCCAUCAUCCAACACUGUUUCAGGCAGCCGAAGGUCUGUUUGGACUCCCAAUGCAGCUGAUUCAACCACCGCUGUUAACAAAAGACAAACAAUCAUGCUUUAAUCAAAGACUAAAUCAAAUCAAAGACUGCACUGUGGUAUUAGAUUGUAUCAUGUUUAUGUACUCAAGGUUUAGUUAUCACAUUACUUGCAAUAAAAGGCUGAAAUGCACUGUUAA
Molecule: messenger RNA, 1255 nt
Organism: Carassius gibelio (silver crucian carp)
Lineage: Eukaryota; Metazoa; Chordata; Actinopteri; Cypriniformes; Cyprinidae
Gene: tpk1
Product: thiamin pyrophosphokinase 1
Exons: 9
Coding region: 127-879 (250 amino acids)
Biological process (GO): thiamine metabolic process; thiamine diphosphate biosynthetic process
Molecular function (GO): thiamine diphosphokinase activity; ATP binding; thiamine binding
Source: RefSeq, a predicted model, not a curated record